Messenger RNA from Kwoniella mangroviensis CBS 8507, 3369 nucleotides. RefSeq lists its product as uncharacterized. Bases 1 to 3369 code for a protein of 1122 amino acids. The transcript is spliced from 15 exons. Gene Ontology annotation, biological process: positive regulation of TORC1 signaling. Gene Ontology annotation, cellular component: cytoplasm. The record is from RefSeq and is a predicted model, not a curated record. Lineage: Eukaryota; Fungi; Basidiomycota; Tremellomycetes; Tremellales; Cryptococcaceae. Gene Ontology annotation, molecular function: protein binding.
AUGGCUUCGUCAGAGAUACGGCGCAUAGCUCUCGCCGACCCACAUUCCUCCUACCCGCCGAGGUUUGUCAUCGGAGGUCAAGUCUCUCAGAAUGUCUCUGGUGAUGUGAAGAUGUACGAGUGGAGGAGAGAGAAAGGAGAGAUGGGAAUGGUCGGACUACAGACUGAUGUUGGACAGAUACGGUCGAUGGCAUGGACACCUCUCCCCACUCAUCGCAACAUACUAGCAACAGGUCUAUCAACCGGUAAAACUCUCCUACUGUCCUUAUCACCUUCUACCCUCUCACUCCCACUGUCUUCAUCGUUAUCCUCACCCGCAUCAACCAUCGCAACUUUGAACGUCAAGUAUUCCCGACCCGUGACGUCCAUCGCAUUCUCCUCACUUGACUCCAACUACCUCGCAACAGGAUACGAAAAACAUCGAUCUGAAUAUUCCCUGUUGAUAUGGGACAUUGCAGAUGCCAUCUCCGCUUCUGGUAUACCUCCAGAUGGAGAAAAGGAAUGGGAAAGACCAAUUAUCGAAAGUCGUCUAGAAGUUACGAACUUGACAGCCAAGAUUAAUAUAACUUCUGAACCACGACAUAUUCAACAUUAUUGUCCAUCUGAAAAUGUAAAUUCACUUUCGUUCUUACCUAACUCUAUAAAUCAAUUAUUGGCCUCAGUGAGCGGCAAGACAAUAAGGUUAUAUGAUCUAAGAUCACCUUCUCCACCUUCUCAAUCUCAAAAUCAGAAUCAGGCGAGCUCACCAGGUGCUCAAGGAUCGACAGUAAUUGGAUCAAGUAGUCAAUGGACCACUCGAGCUGUUUAUGGUCUAACACCCAAUCCAUCUACACAGAAGGAAGGUCUAUUCGCAAGUUACGAGAUUAUCCCUGCUGGUGCGAAUACCCAUUCGAUAGUUAGAUUAUGGGAUGUUAGGAAACCAGGAUAUGAGAUUUUGAAUUUUGACGUAGCUGGAAGUAUCGUCGGAUUGGAGUGGAAGAAAGGGAAUAAUGAUGGAUUGUUGGGUGUGGGGACGAGAGAUAAAGGUGUGGGAGUAUGGGAAAUCAUAGAAGGAAAGAGAGUAGAGGAUGAAAAAAUCGUUGAAGAAUGGGUGACAUUGGGUGGUAUGAGACAGAUUGUCAAACCCAGACAGAACCUACAUUCAUUCACAUUCGCUCCCUCAGAGCAAGGUCAAGGGGACGUCAUGUUCGUCUUGAAGGAUGGAACAAUCGGUAUAGGUCCUAUAGGAACAGCCCCAGUGUUCUCCGGCGGACCCCAAGGCGAUGUCGCAAUCUGCGCACCAUCCUUACGAGUCCUAAACCCCGAUGAAAUUUCAGAAAGCUCUACCCCCAAUCAACCCGAAUCACCUACCACACCCUUACCUCCCUCACGUCCUGAGCCAGAGGAGCCCGAACCGAUCCAUCGAGCUAAUCGAUUCCAACUUGCCCCCGAGCGAGUGACGCAACUGAUUGCUGAGCGGUCGAGAUCUUCUUCCCCUGUACCUUCACCAUUACUCGGUUCGACUACACCAGGACUGGAUAGAACACCAUUUGGAAGUAUCUCUGGAGGUCUGAGGGAAUGGUACGAAGGCACAAAAAAGCGGGACUUGGUGGAUGAUAAUGAGCAACUCAUAGGUGGUUGGGAUGGAUGGAGGAGGACGUUGGGAAGUGAUGUAGGUGUGGUGAUGAGACGGAGAGCGAUGGAGGGAUAUGGAUUGGAUGAUCUAUUGUUGAACGCGGCUAUAGCUACUAGACAUCCAGGUAAAGAGCGUCUAGCUGGAAUAUGGGAGUUCAUUGAUCAUCUUACUCAUGUCAUGUCACCUUCUUUAUCAUCUUACCGAGGCUACAACCUCACUCACCAUGGUGUUUACCCCUUAUGGUUCGGCAUAUCAAGCGAACACAAUCAACCUUCAUCACCUUCAUCCAUAUAUUCAGCUGCAACAUUGACUGAUACACAUCCACAUUAUCACCCACCGUUACGUCAAUCAUCAACAUCUGCGGCGUGGACUUCACUGAAAUCGCAAUCUGCUACACCCGCACAUUCCAGACAAACUUCUUCACCUAUGCCCGGAAGAGGUACCACCACGCCAGUUACGACUCACCGAGAACGAAAAGCCUCUGACAGAAGGGGGGAUACAGAUUUGGAUAGGGAGUACAUCCAAGCUGUGGAAAGUCUGAAUGAAAGGCGGAAAGAGGUCGGAGGGAUUGGUCGACCAGGUACAGUGAGAGCUGCUGUAGGAGGGGAAAAGAUGGAAUUGAGGAAAUUGAUUUUGAGUGUGUGUGGAGAGAAUGGGGAACGUGCGAAGGACGAAUCAGACAGAUUGGUGACUAGUGGACAGAGGACCAAAGCUGCUUUCAGAGCUUAUUUCGCGGGUGAUGAAGCUGCCACGAUAUCAAUCCUGAUGGCUAGUGAAGACCAGCAUCAUCGGUUACUCGGAUCGACCAUAGCAGGAUUUAUGACUCAAUCUGCGUCUGCACGAGGAUCCGAGUUUUUCAAUUCUCAUUGGCAAGGAUUGGUAAAUCGUGUGGAUGACCCUUUCGUACGAGCUAUACUGAGUAGGAUAGGUGGUGAUGAUUGGGAAUCUGUCUUGGAAGAAGAAGGAAUACCCCUGUUGGAUAGGAUCGGUGUGGGUGUACAACACCUGGAUGAUAGGGAGUUUUCGAUAUUCCUACGUGGUCGAUUAUCUAGAUUAACACGUUCAAAUUCUCUUCAUCUCCUCGCCUUGACCGGACUCUCAGGACCUGGUAUAUCCCUCUUAUCAAGGUAUCUAGCUCGAACAGGUGAUAUACAAACUGUAUCGAUCUUAUCGUGUUUGUUCCCAUUGAACAAGUUGACCAAGGAUGAAAGACAGAUAGUGAAAAGAUGGAGAGAAUGUUAUAGGGAUAUGCUUGAUUCGUGGGGCAUGUGGGGCGAGAGAUGUGAAUUCGAUGUUAGGUCGGGUGAAUUACAACGCGCCCUCAGCGGCGGUGGGGAUGAGGGAAUAGGGGUUGGAGGCAUAGGAGAGAGAUGUCCUGUAUGCAAUAACCUGUUGUCAAAAGAGACUGAGAGUAGAUUACAUCGUAAACACGCUAUAAGAGGUAAUGUGAAUGUAGGCUGGCCAAGUGAGAGGACUACUACUUGCAUGUACUGCUCCGCAGCGUUACCACGAUGUGUGAUAUGCUUGAUGCAUGUUGAUCCACAACGGCCCCCACCAUCAACGGGAGGAGAGGAAGAACACCCUGAGCAUAUCACGGACACCAUAGAUGCUGCCUAUGUAUGUUGUCUGACAUGUCGACAUGGAGGUCACGCAAGUCAUAUCUUACCAUGGUUCGAAGGUGGAUUAGACGGACAUGGAUUACCUCAUUCGAAAUGUCCUGUCAUGGGAUGUGAUUGUGAAUGUGCUAGCUUGUAG